AUGCGUGAUAUCCUGGGUCCAAUAAGUACACCAAAACAAACUGGGCAGGGCACGUACGAAGGAGAAUCAACAAGAAAUAGACAAGCACAACCCACCGGAUCCCACGAAGACACACUAGAGAUCGAGGACUACAGAAAACCCGCUGGAGAGAUGACUUCGACAAGUUCCAAAAGCACUGACCACUUACUGAAGCUCCUCUCCACCGCGUCCUCCCCGCCGCGUCAUCCCACAGGAGAGCUGAUACACAGGAAGGAGAGGAACGAGUGGCUGGUGGAUUCCAUCUGGUUCCAAGUGUACAAGUGGAUCCUGGAACUCUUUCUCAAGCUCCUGCCGGCGUUGGUCCUCGUGUACCUGAACGUGAGAAUUAUCCGCACUUACAAAGCCGUGUGCGAGAAGAGAAGGAAGAUGACGAAGAAGGUGAGCGGUGAGCAGCGACGACAGUACGCUGAGGAAUCGCGCCUCAUGUACCUCCUUGGCGGGACCUCCACCCUCUUCUUCGUGUGCAUGACGCCCAUGAUCGUCCUUUCCGUCACCAUACACCGCCCGUGGAAGAACUCGCUCGCUUUCGAGAUUUUCCGCGCGAUCGCCAACGUGCUGGAGGUGACCAACUUCGCCGUCACCUUCUACAUCUACUGCACCUUCUCGAAGGAUUUUCGGGAGACGUUCCUCCGGACGCUGCGGUCGGCGAAGGAGAACUCCAUGGGGGCGUCCUUCCUGGGAUCCGUGUCCGGCUUGAAAGAGGCCAUCAGGCCCCCAUAGGGACGCGCCCACGCUAGGACCACGCAGACGCCCGUGCCUGUGGCUGUAUGACACCACAGCACGCAGCAGGGGCGGGACGGCGAGUCACUGAAGACCAGAGGCUACGAGAGCGAGAGAGAAGCGGCGUCUAAUGAGAGGAAAUGCGUCAUUUCGACCGUCUUCUAAAAGGAGGACUGGGCCGCAGCUGUUGAAGAUGGGACUCUCCUUGUCUCGACGGCAGCCCGCCUUCCGAAGACGUCCGUUUAAGCCCUGCGUCUACAGUGAGUGUGUCCCGCGACCUGCUGUGCUGGUGUCUGCGUGAUCCUAGCGUGAUGUGAAGAUGAAAGCUGUUUUUUAUAAAAAGUAAUCUAUUGUUUUACAAAUUUGCAAUAUAAAGUGUUUAUAGUUUUUUUCUUUUUUAUCGUCGAUUGUACUGCUCGAGAUGGGAAUAUCCUCGGGUUGUUUUAUUAUUAUUCUUUGUAGGUCUUAGUGAUUUUCCAAAACUGAAAAAUACGACUGAUGAAGGAUAAUCUAUUUUUUCCUGGUGCUUACUUUUUUCGCAUAUGUGAAAACUUUUCGCUGGAGGUCAACUGCUUCCAGAAAAAACAGAUUUCUUUACUCACACGAACGAGGUCCCUUUGGAAAUAGAUAUGACACGUAAACUCUGACCUGAAGGAACUUUGGUACGUGUUAUCCCACAGCAACGUGCUUUGACAGAAGAAAAUUACUCAGUGUCGCUAAAUUAAGAAAAAGAAAGAAACAAACAGAAAAAACACGACCUCAUCAAACUGAAAUUCGACCUCCUUCUUGACUCUCUCUUCGUCGCCUGGUGCUUCCGCAACUGUGCCCAACACAGGCCUUCGUCAGUGUGCAUGUGGAUAGUCCUUCGACACUAGGUCCCUCGGCAUUAGCUGUUCCGGUGCGAGUGAGGCAAAGCGCGUCAGCUGGUGGCAGGUAUGGGAGUCAUGAGGAUGCGGUGCCAUGAGCAUGCUGUCCGAAAGUCGAGAGGUAUGCUGGAUAAACACGUUUACACAUUUCUAACGUUUUCUCUCCUGAUAGAAGUAUAUACGAGAGCCUAGAUUUGUACAUUUUUUGCCUCCGUAGCCCCUUUCUUCUCUUUCCUUCUGAUGAGGAUAUGGGGCCAGGCUUUUCUGACUGUGAUGUCAAGAUUAUACUGUCAUAAAGCUUAAAGAUUUUCUCUCAAUGAAUCAACAAGAAAGAAUACAUGGGUCUAGAUCUUUCAUCGUCUGUGAAAAAGAAUGAGUACUUGAGAUUUGAUGAAUGGAAAUUGUUCUUACGUAAACGAAUAUUCUUUUUAUAGAAAUGUCGUACUUCAAAUAGAUAAAUACUCGUGAUUUUUCAGUCAAAAAAGGGAGUACAUACUGUAUGUUUCAACUCACAUGAAUAAUUGCGUCCUGGCCUCUUGUUGAAAUGGAAUGCCUGAUAUUGAUAUCAGUUAUUCGUACAUAACCACCUUUUCCAUGUAUUGGAAUGAACAAAAAUUUAACUACUGAAGCUUCGCCACUCCAUGGCUAGUUCAUGAGACUGAAUUAACGUGAUUAAUGAUUAUGAUUAAUAGACACUGAAGAUUAUAAAGUACUCUAUAUGACAUGCAUAAGUUAAGUCAUUAUUGGAUAUCAUCCUUUGAUCACCAUGAUCGCGCAGAAAUUUAAAUAUGUAACACGAUAUAAUAACAACAAUAGGUCAGGAGAGAAAGUGAUUUUCCUAAUCAUCUUGAAAGAAAUAAUAUGAGUUCUGAAAGGGAGUAAGAGCUAGUUCAUGAUUCGAAUGAGGGCGUGGCAUCGUGACUAGGAAAUGAGUGUCCAUGAACACGAGGCAAAUGUUCUUUUUUACAUGAGUAUUCGAGGAAACUGGUUACCGCGGUAAUUGCUGAAAAUCUCAUGCAUGAUUAGACGAAUGAGUGCCACUGAGCUGACCUCAAAAAAAGUGGCCGUUGUGAAAGUGUGCCGCCGCAUCUUGGAACUUUUUCGUGGCCCGAAUCUCGUGCAAAUGGUGCAAUAGGUCACUGGGUGGCGUAUGCUGUGUUCAGCGAGAGGUGACUGUGGCCGUGCGCUUGGAGGUGUUCAGUCGUGGCCUGACUUUAAGUGGCUAUAUUGUUGUGAGAAGUUUGUGAGGCCGCGGGUC
Penaeus vannamei (Pacific white shrimp) is the source of this 2883-nucleotide messenger RNA. The record is from RefSeq and is a predicted model, not a curated record. NCBI's taxonomy places the organism in Eukaryota, Metazoa, Arthropoda, Malacostraca, Decapoda, Penaeidae.